AUGAACAACGACCAUGGAUGGGGCUCUGGGGUCUCCAUUGAGAGCAUUGAGAGCCGUGUGGACAUAUUUGCAAUUGGGUUCUGUGUCCUGGCUCUUAACCAAAACCUGGAACUUCGUAUCCUCUCUUCUAAGAUCAAGACUUGUUUUGAGGUGGAGGCGGAACUCCUUCCCUCGGUACUGGACGUCGAAUAUAUACCAUCUGAUGUUUGUCAUGGUGGUCAGUUUAAGAGGGAGAUGUUGGAAGAAAUUGUUGAGGUGGUUGAAGGGAAGAGUUGUCGAAAAGGAGAAGAAGACGAGAAGGAAGGAACUUGGAGAAACUUGACACUGAAUUUAAUUCCGCGCAAAGGUCCGGCCAUUGCUCCUGCCGUUUCGCGAUCGCUUUGGUUCUCGACUAGAACCUUGAACUUUGCAUCAUCUCGGCUAAUGCGCAGGCAAGUCUUCACGCGGAGUCGUACCUCCAGCCCACGUUCAUAG
This is a messenger RNA of Penicillium waksmanii, 474 nucleotides long. RefSeq lists its product as uncharacterized. NCBI's taxonomy places the organism in Eukaryota, Fungi, Ascomycota, Eurotiomycetes, Eurotiales, Aspergillaceae. The coding region runs from base 1 to 474 and encodes 157 amino acids. The record is from RefSeq and is a predicted model, not a curated record. The transcript has a single exon.